GGCGGGCCCUGCCUCGCGACCGGAAGUGGCGCGGUCGCCGUGGCAACGCGGCGCCGUUUAACGGCGGGAGCGGGCGGAGGCCAGGAAGCAAUGACCACAGUGGCUCCUCUGAACUCAGCACCACCUCACUGUGCUUUCUCUUCCAGCGCAGCUGCUUUCUCAUAGAAAACCGCCCUUGCCAUGCAUGCCACCCGGCCAAAAUCCGCCAAGGGACGCAGGAGGCCACGCUGUGAUUACUCUCCAGGUGUGGAAGCCUGUCCUUGCAGAGUGCCACCUACCCUGCCACCAGCCCCUCUUCGUGGGUUAGUGAACAGCCAGAGAGCAUCAUCCACAAAACCAGCAUUCCCAACCAGCCAUAUGUCUCCUGAGGAAAUCCUGGAACUCCUGCAGCGAGUUCCUUUGAGGACCAUCUCUUCCCUGAACAAGUACAGGGUGCUCCCCUCCAUCAGCCACAGCAGUGCUGCGGAGGGGGUGGCUGAACAGAUUGACCGGUUGAGAGUGAGCGAGGGUCAGGAAGAUGCUCGGAAAAUCACAACUCUUCCUGGAGAACAGGGAUCUGCCAGCAUUGUUUCAGAAACCCACAUCCCCGAUGAAGGCAGCUCACACAUGCCGUGUCCUCCAGAGAAGCAAGAAAGGAAAAUGAGACAAGAAAGCCCUUCAAUGCUGACUUUAAGUUUGGAAGAGGCUCCAAAGGAAGAGUCAGAAUUGCUGCUUGCUGUCCGGUCUCCUUCUGGUCGGAGGUUUCAGCAUCACUUCAAGCCCACAGACACUCUCCAGGUGGUCCUGGCCGUAGCAGAACAGAAAUUGUCUGCUGAGUACAGAUGCUGCAGCAUUGAGACAAUGGAGGUGCCCCGGAGGAAUUUCUCUGACCUUACGAAGUCCCUUCACGAGUGUGGGAUUCUCCACAAGUCCGUGCUCUGUAUCCGACAGGAGCAGCGUGAUGUGGAUCUUUAGGCACACAGAGACGCUGCCACGCCACACUGGUUGUUUCUGCUGAGUGGGAUGCAUUGCUUCUUCUGAAAAACUGAAAUUCUGAGGUUUCCUUGGCCAACUUCUUCAUUUUGCCAUCUUCCAGGAAUUACCUGGGAAGCAGACUUGUGUCCGUGUGUUGAUCACUGUUCCGCAUGUGUGUUCCUUGGACAGAAACAGCAUCUGUGUUUGCCUGUGCCAUCUCAAAUGGUUUCCUGUGUGCCACCCGCCUUCAGCCUUUUUGUGGAUUGAAAUUGCCGAUCUCCUUUGUUGAAGACCAAGGUUUCCAAGUGUGAAUUGUUGCAUCUUGAAAUUGCACAGACUCAUUUUAGAACGCAGAGUGAGACAGCCAAACUCCUUUUAUAUUCUUCUCGACACAAAUCAUGUAAUAACUCUAAAACUAAUCACAAUUGUUAAUAUACCUAUAAAUCAAUCACCUAACAGAUGAUGCCCUUAUCAUAUGCCUAUUUACUGCUAACAACUUUCCCACUACUAUCAGCAGGCAAGGCAAGCUUCACAAUAAGCGAUAACUUUCUCA
Molecule: messenger RNA, 1507 nt
Organism: Cuculus canorus (common cuckoo)
Lineage: Eukaryota; Metazoa; Chordata; Aves; Cuculiformes; Cuculidae
Gene: UBXN10
Product: UBX domain protein 10
Exons: 2
Coding region: 181-954 (257 amino acids)
Cellular component (GO): endoplasmic reticulum
Molecular function (GO): ubiquitin binding
Source: RefSeq, a predicted model, not a curated record